AGAGAGAGAAGGGAGACGUUUCUCAGCUGUGAGAUUACAUUCACAAAGGAAACUUGUAACGCAAAGAAUUGCACGUUCCUCUCGCUUUACUCAAUCGAUUAAUGCUGAGUGAAAUGUGUGGCGUUUUCAAUUUUAUUUGCUUAUCUCAAUCUUACAAUCAGAAUGGAGUAAGAAAUUAUUUUUUUUUGUCGGUGGCUUGUCUAUUUCCGCAGAUGCUGUUGACAUUUGCAAUGAAAUAGCGUCACAUCUUUCUCUCUUUUUCUAUUCCAAAUGUUGAAAAUAUAAACGCGAUCAAGUAGAAGCUGGCAUUUGGACAGCCUGGAAUCAUCAGUGGCGCGCGCUGAACAUGCCCAUGCAGCUGUUUUCAUGAGGUCUCUGGUGUUUUCUGGAGUUAAUGACCAAGUUGUGGCAUCACAAAUGAAUCAUUGGAGGCGUGUUUUCUGGAAGAUACUACAGUGGGAUAAGGGCAAUGAUCGCAAAACGAUGGAGAUGGAAACGUUUACGCAUUGUGCGCUAGACUAAAAACGCAGUAACGCACGAGUUUACCUGUGCGCCACAAAUUAAAGUUGUGAGUCGGUAGGCGGCGCACGUUCAUACCAUAUGCUUUUCACUUCCUCGCUUAAUUUGAACAGAAAACAAAUACAGGAAGGAGACGGGGUCGAUCUGCUGAAUCACACUAAUCUUUCACACUAAAACUUUGCGACUGACGACGCAGUCUGUGGUUCAAGCUACCUUUGGGUGACAGAUCCAGCUUUUUAAAGUUUAUUGUAAAUAGGAGGGAAUGUCAACAAUUAUGUAAGUUCCGUCGUAACACAUUAAAGCAGAAUGUAUUACUAUUUUAUAAAAGAGUUUUAGGAAUAGCAUAGACAUUUUCCGAUCCUCGCCGCGGAGUCAAGACAUCGACCAUUCGCAGAGGGGCAUUUACAUGACUAUAGGUUAUUGCUGUCACUCAAUGCGAUCAACUUCGAUUCAUCUGGCAGUAUCGAUUGUAAAUGAUGAUAAGGCUCAAUCGGCAAGUCACUGUUUUUGGCAGUGCCAUAUUUUGUGUAGUGGUCUUCUCAUUGUACCUGAUGCUGGAUCACCUGCAAUUAGACAAUACCAAAAGUCCAAACAACGGUGGGGAUAGAUUGCAAAAUGGCCAGUUGUCAAUCCUGCAGGGCAAGAUUGACCGCUUGGAAAGACUACUGGCAGAGAACAACGAGAUCAUAACCAACAUCAGGGACUCUGUGAUCAACCUGAAGGAGUCGGUCAAGGAUGGGGUUCCUGGUGGAGGGAACAUGAGCCAAGGACCCUACCCAGAACUGCUGGCUUCACCUCCACUGGUCCUCCCUAUUGACUCCCAAGACUGUCAGUUUGCAGCAAGGGAGUUCUCUGAGCCAGCAGAUGGGGGGGUGCAGUUGCUGGAUGUUUAUGACCUUCUGACCUUUGACAAUCCUGAUGGGGGAGUGUGGAAACAAGGAUUUGACAUCACCUACCGGGAGAAUGAAUGGGACAGCGAGCCACUGCAAGUCUUUGUUGUGCCCCACUCACACAAUGAUCCUGGAUGGCUGAAGACGUUUGACGACUACUACCGGGACCAGACCCAGCACAUCCUGAACAACAUGGUGGUGAAACUCCACGAGGACAGCCGCAGGAAAAUGAUCUGGUCCGAGAUCUCCUACUUCUCCAAGUGGUGGGACAACAUCGACGGCCAGAAGAGAGACGCUGUCAAGAGUCUGGUUGAGCGAGGCCAGUUGGAGAUUACAACUGGAGGCUGGGUGAUGCCUGAUGAAGCCAACUCGCACUACUUUGCAUUAAUUGACCAGCUAUUGGAGGGACACCAGUGGUUGGAGAGAAAUUUGGGCGUGAAACCCGAGACGGGCUGGGCUGUGGACCCGUUUGGCUACUCCCCUACCAACGCGUACCUGCUGAAACAGGCUGGCCUGGCCAACAUGCUUAUCCAGAGGGUGCACUACUCCAUCAAGAAACACUUUGCCAGUCAGAAGACCCUGGAGUUCUUCUGGAGACAGAACUGGGACCCAGCCUCCAGCACGGACAUUCUAUGUCACAUGAUGCCCUUCUACAGUUACGAUGUUCCCCACACGUGUGGCCCCGACCCCAAGAUCUGCUGCCAGUUUGACUUCAAGAGACUUCCUGGUGGGCGGGUCAGCUGUCCCUGGAGGGUCCCCCCUCAGCCAAUCACGGAUGGAAAUGUACAACAGAGGGUUCAGAUGCUGCUGGACCAGUACAGGAAGAAGUCCAAGCUGUUCCGAACCAAGGUGGUGAUGGUCCCCCUGGGGGACGACUUCCGCUACACAGAGGCCUUGGAGUGGGACCAGCAGUUCCAGAACUACCAGAAGCUCUUUGACUACAUGAACUCUCAUCCAGAACUACACGUCAAGGCUCAGUUCGGCACCAUCACGGAUUACUUCAAUGCUCUUCGUAAAUCGGCCACAGACCCCGGUCACACUGUUCCCUCUUUACCUGUGGUCAGCGGAGACUUCUUCACUUACGCAGACAGAGAUGACCACUACUGGAGCGGCUACUUCACCUCCCGACCCUUCUACAAACGCCUGGACCGCGUGCUGGAGUCACACCUCAGGGCUGCUGAAAUCAUCUACUCCCUCACCCUGGCCAAUAUUAGGAGGUCUGGGAAGCGGAAUGAUUUUCCAGCAAUGGAGAAUUACAGACUGCUCACUGAAGCCAGGAGGAACCUGGGCCUGUUCCAGCACCAUGACGCCAUCACAGGCACCGGCAAGGAAUUGGUAGUGAUCGACUACGGUAUCAGAUUGUUUCAUUCCAUUUUGAAUUUGAAACAAGUGAUCGUCAAUUCCGCUCACUGGCUGGUGCUGAAGGACAAAAGUGCAUACAGUUACAAUCCCUCAAAGGCCUUCCUUCAAAUGGAUGAUAUCCAGCCUGCUCAAGAUGCCCUGCCUCGAAAAACAGUUCUGAAAAUCAGCUCACAGCCUAGGUCUGUGGUCGUCUACAACCCCACGGAGCAGGACCGCACGUCAGUGGUGACUGUGUAUGUGAACACUCCCCACGUACGUGUGGUCACAGACCACGGUCGUCCCGUCCCCGCUCAAGUCAGCGCGGUGUGGAACGAACCCACAACAGCCUCCACAGAGGCCUUCCAGUUGUCAUUCAUAGCGCAGGUGCCAGCGCUGGGUCUUGGGGUGUACCAGUUAGGUGAGGCUGCGAGCGGCAGAGCGGAGACUGCAGAAUACGUCUUCUUCAGGCAGAGCGGCGAGCUUUCCGUCAACGUGAAGCACUUCACAGUUAACAUCCCCCAGGACGCCUCCACCCCGCUCAGCAUCCACAACCCCCACCUCCAGGUCUGGAGCUCCCCCAUCACCGGCCUGAUGGAGAGAUUGAAGCUGAAAGAGGACGGCUCAGAACACCAGAUCAAGGUGGAGUUUGCGUGGUACGGCACAACCAGCAACCGAGAUAAAAGCGGAGCCUACUUGUUCCUGCCUGACGGGGAAGCCAAGAUGUACUCUCCCGCUCGGCCUCCAGUGAUAAGGGUUACCAAGGGAUCUGUGUUCUCUGAGAUCACCACUACCUUUGAUCAUGUGACGCACACUCUACGCCUCUAUCAUGUUCAAGGUGUGGAGGGCCAGGCGGUGGAGAUCUGUAACUCGGUAGAUAUAAGGGGGGAGUUCAACCGUGAAAUUACAAUGAGGUUAACGUCAGAUGUGGACAGCAAGGAUCGAUUCUUCACAGACCUCAACGGAUUCCAGAUCCAGUCUAGAAAAACCAUGGCCAAACUUCCCCUCCAGGCAAACUUUUACCCCAUGACCAGUAUGGCCUACCUUCAGGACCCCGGCACCAGACUGACCCUCCUCACCGCACAGUCCCUGGGCUCCGCCAGCCUCAAGAGUGGCCAAUUGGAGGUGAUCAUGGACCGUCGGCUGAACCAGGAUGAUAACCGCGGGAUGGGCCAGGGCGUCCUGGACAACAAAGUUACUGCCAGCUCCUUCCGCCUGCUACUGGAGAAGAGGGCCAAGACCGAUGGGGGGGAGAAACUCUCUACCCUCAGCUACCCGUCUCUGCUGAGUCACGUGUCGUCGCUGUACCUGAACCACCCUCUGAUCCCCAUGGCUGUGAGCACGGAGGCAGAGUCCCGGUCUCUAUCCCCCUUAAGCCCUCUGGCCUCAUCACUGCCCUGUGACGUCCACUUGGUCAACCUACGCACCAUCCAGUCCAAGGAGGAAGGGGGUGGGCCGUCGGACGAGGCGGCUUUGAUUCUGCACAGAAAAGGCUUUGACUGCGCCCUCUCGAAUAGGAACACAGGGCUACUGUGUGCCACCACGCAGGGGAAGAUCCGCAUGGAGAAGCUGUUUUCUGAACUGAAAUUCCAGAGCAUCACCCCUGCGUCUCUUACUCUGAUGCACACGCCUGAUAAAGGGUCGAACCAAGAGGAAAUCAGCCUUAAGCCAAUGGAGAUCAGCACAUACCGUGUGCAGCUGACAUGAGCGCUGGCCAGAGAGUCGGUGAUCGCCACGGAACAUGCCCAACAUCCGGCCUCUGUUCCUGUGCCGAAAAAACAUAGUCAGCGAGGCUAUGCAGAAGCCUGAAAUGCAUAGGACAUCCUUGGAAGAGACAGAAGGAGGGAAAGAGGAAGAAGAGAGGGAGGACGAGAAGGAAAGAGAGGCAGGAGGAGAAGUAAAUGGAACUUGCUUAAGCUUAAUUCUACAAGUGCAAUAUUAUAUUGUUUGAGUCCAGUAUACCUAGUUAUGCUGCAGUCUCAGGUUCUGUAUGUGUUGGGAACGUUUGUGUUGCAAUUUCACAUCUAUUGGGAUGACCACAUGUUCAGAUUUCCUUUUUCCACAGAUAUGAUUUUGUACAAUGUGAUUCUUUGUUUUCUUUAUACUGAGGUAUGGCUUCAAUCAUAGUGAAUAUUGCUUCAUGUCCUUGGCGUGCCUGAAAAAAUAUUUGAAGGCCAACUGAUUCUAAAUAUUAAUUCAAUAUUUUUUUAGCGGUCAACAUUUAUAUGUGAUAAAUUGUUAAUUGCAAGUGAGAUCUUGUUUUGUUGUUCGUUCCAAAGAGCAAGAAAUGUGCCUUAUUUCACAGUUUUAUAAUGAGCCUUAUGUACAUAUCUUUGUAUGUUGGUCUUGGGAGAAAAUUGUCACUUACAAUUUGCUAUCGAUGCAAAAUGAAUGCAUUUCAUAGUUGAUGUCACAAGAUUGACAUGUGGUAUUACAUUAAUUGAUAUGGGUCUGUUAUUCUGACCUUCAUACAGUGGGGAGAACAAGUAUUUGAUACACUGCCGAUUUAGCAGGUUUUCCUACUUACAAAGCAUGUAGAGGUCUGUAAUUUUUAAGUAUUUGAUACAUCAGAAAAGCAGAACUUAAUAUUUGGUACAGAAACGUUUGUUUGCAAUCACAGAGAUCAUACGUUUCAUGUAGUUCUUGAACCAGGUUUACAAACACUGCACCAGGGAUUUUGGCCCACUCCUCCAUACAGAUCCUUCAGGUUUCGGGGCUGUCGCUGGGCAAUACAGACUUUCAGCUCCCUCCAAAGAUUUUCUAUUGGGUUCGGGUCUGGAGACUGGCUAGGCCAC
Molecule: messenger RNA, 5542 nt
Organism: Oncorhynchus mykiss (rainbow trout)
Lineage: Eukaryota; Metazoa; Chordata; Actinopteri; Salmoniformes; Salmonidae
Product: alpha-mannosidase 2
Biological process (GO): mannose metabolic process; N-glycan processing; protein deglycosylation
Cellular component (GO): Golgi membrane
Molecular function (GO): alpha-mannosidase activity; carbohydrate binding
Source: RefSeq, a predicted model, not a curated record